ACCGACGCACCGGCUAGUGUGAUAGCAAGAUGAAUCCGGAAAAGCUGAAGAAAAUGCAGAGCGAGGUGCGCAUCGGCGGCAAGGGCAUGCCCCGCCGUAAGAAGAAGAUCGUUCACACCAGCUCGGCCGUCGACGACAAGAAGUUGCAGCUGUCGCUGAAAAAGCUCGGCGUCAAUACGAUCCCCGGUAUCGAGGAGGUGAACAUGAUCAAAAACGAUGGCUCGGUGAUCCAUUUCAACAACCCAAAGACACAGGCUUCCCUGGGCACCAAUACGUUUGCCAUUACCGGCCACAGCGAAACGAAAAUGAUCACGGAAAUGCUGCCCAACAUCAUCUCCCAGCUCGGACCGGAAGGUUUAAAUCAGCUGAAAAAGUUGGCCACGGCGGCCGCCGCCGAGGAGGACGACGAUGUACCAGAGCUGACCGAGAACUUCGAGGAGGUGUCGAAGAAGGAAGCGGAAACGAAAGAAGCUGCCGCCGCAGCCAGCUCCAAGACGCCAGAGGUUCCCGCUUCUUCAUAA
Anopheles marshallii is the source of this 521-nucleotide messenger RNA. It is a transcript of the gene bic, whose product is annotated as transcription factor BTF3 homolog 4. The transcript has a single exon. Bases 30 to 521 code for a protein of 163 amino acids. The record is from RefSeq and is a predicted model, not a curated record. Gene Ontology annotation, cellular component: nascent polypeptide-associated complex; cytosol. Lineage: Eukaryota; Metazoa; Arthropoda; Insecta; Diptera; Culicidae.